Molecule: messenger RNA, 3326 nt
Organism: Apodemus sylvaticus (European woodmouse)
Lineage: Eukaryota; Metazoa; Chordata; Mammalia; Rodentia; Muridae
Gene: Rcbtb2
Product: RCC1 and BTB domain containing protein 2
Exons: 15
Coding region: 297-1952 (551 amino acids)
Molecular function (GO): protein binding
Source: RefSeq, a predicted model, not a curated record
UCACUAGCCCCACAGGCUCCCUUUUCCCUAGUCCCAGUAACCACCUCUCUACUCCCUGUUGGCGCGACUUGACUUUUUCAGUGCUCCAUAAAUGAGAUCCUCACGUUAACUUUUUUCUGGAAGACAGCUUUACAAGAAUCGGACCAAAUUUCGGGCUCUAGAACAUUCCACCAACCAGCUUAGCAGAUCAUACAUUCUUCAGGAGCUGAGAGCGGAUAAGUCUCUUCUUCACCGUGAUUUGAAACUUUCCAGUCUCAGAAAAGUUGACCAAGGUGGACUGCACAGGACUGAUCCCUAUGGAAGAAGAACUGCCUGGUUUCUAUGGAGAAAGUGGCAAGUCAGUGCAGGCUACCCUGUCAUCGUUGAAGAUGUUAGACGUGGGAAAGUGGCCAAUUUUUUCCCUUUGUUCUGAGGAAGAGCUGCAGCUGAUUCGUCAGGCUUGUGUCUUCGGCAGUGCUGGCAAUGAAGUUUUAUACACUACAGUCAAUGAUGAGAUUUUUGUGCUUGGCACAAACUGCAGCGGCUGUCUGGGGGUAGGCGACAUUCAGAGCACUAUUGAGCCUCGGAGACUGGAUUCUUUAACUGGCAAAAAAAUAGCCAGCCUCAGCUAUGGGAGUGGCCCUCAUAUUGUCCUUGCAACAACAGAUGGAGAAGUCUUUACCUGGGGUCACAAUGCCUACAGCCAGCUGGGCAAUGGGACAACGAAUCAUGGUUUAGUGCCCUGCCACAUCUCUACGAAUUUGUCAAACAAACAAGUCACUGAGGUCGCCUGUGGGUCUUACCACUCUUUGGUUCUAACAUCUGAUGGAGAGGUAUUUGCCUGGGGUUAUAAUAACUCUGGGCAAGUAGGAUCUGGAUCAACAGCUAACCAGCCUAUUCCUCGGAGAGUCACUGGAUGCCUGCAGAAUAAAGUGGUUAUGAACAUAGCGUGUGGGCAGAUGUGCUCCAUGGCCGUGGUGGACACUGGAGAGGUCUAUGUCUGGGGCUACAAUGGGAAUGGGCAGCUGGGCCUGGGCAGCAGCGGCAACCAGCCCACCCCGUGCAGAGUGGCAGCCUUGCAAGGCAUCCGUGUCCAGCGGGUUGCCUGUGGCUACGCACACACAUUAGUUCUAACAGAUGAAGGUCAAAUAUAUGCUUGGGGCGCAAAUUCUUACGGCCAGUUGGGCACUGGCAAUAAAAGUAACCAGUCCUAUCCUACCCCUGUUGUUGUGGAGAAGGACAGAAUCAUAGAGAUUGCAGCCUGUCACUCUGCCCACACAUCUGCUGCCAAGAGCCAGGGAGGGCACGUGUACAUGUGGGGCCAGUGCCGGGGCCAGUCAGUGAUCCUGCCACACCUCACCCACUUCUGCUGCACUGAUGAUGUGUUUGCCUGCUUCGCCACCCCGGCUGUCACCUGGCGCCUUCUCUCUGUGGAACCCGACGACCACCUCACUGUGGCGGAGUCUCUGAAGAGGGAAUUUGACAACCCUGACACUGCAGACCUCAAGUUUCUGGUUGAUGGAAAAUACAUCUAUGCUCACAAAGUCCUACUCAAAAUUAGGUGUGAACAUUUCCGUUCUUCACUAGAAGACAGUGAAGACGAUAUUGUAGAAAUGAGUGAGUUUUCGUAUCCUGUGUUCCGAGCUUUCCUGGAAUAUCUAUACACAGAUAACAUCAGCCUAUCUCCUGAGGAGGCAGUAGGAUUGCUAGAUCUGGCUACAUUUUACAGUGAGACUCGGCUGAAAAAGCUCUGUCAACAAACUAUCAAGCAAGGAAUCUGUGAGGAGAAUGCCAUCGCUCUGCUCUCUGCUGCUGUCAAGUACGAUGCUCAGGAUUUGGAAGAGUUUUGCUUCAGGUUUUGCAUCAACCAUCUGACUGUAGUAACACAAACGUCAGGUUUUGCAGAAAUGGAUCAUGAUCUUCUGAAGAACUUCAUCAGCAAAGCCAGCAGAGUUGGAGCCUUUAAGAACUGAUCCUGAAUGUGGAAAGAAUGCUUAAACCUUCCCAUUUCACCCCCGCAAAGAUAAAUAAAUAAGCAAAUAAAUAAUAAUUACAAAAAAAAAAGCCAUUGACAAACAACUUCUCUGUAAUUAACAGUGUUGAUAAGAACUGUAUCUGGCCAGAUUCUUGUGUUCUGUCAAAAGGCUGCAGUCCAUUCGUUCUCUCCAUCUGCCUACCCCAAGGUUUGAAGUAAUAGGCACUGAGUGCUUCAGUGGAUAUGACACGACACACCACGCAGAAGCUGAAAGUGUACCAGCGGCACUCUACUGGGGAGUUUUCCUCUCCCAGACGUGUCAACUGUAAAGAGUGGUGGGGUGGGUAGGAACCAUGUUCACCUCCCUCUCUGACCAGGGAUUUGUCUGUUAUGAGCUUAUACAAGUCUCAUACAUGCUGUCAGUCUCUGAUUUCAUAGCUCCAUGGUUUUUGUGUGCUUUUUUGUUUUUGUUGUUAUUUUGGUUGGCUGGUUGUCUUUUAGGAAAGUUGGGAGGUUUUGGAAGAGGUCAAGGUAGAGAAAGAAUAUAAUGAAGAUAUAUGAAAAGUAAAAAGGUAUUACCUAAAAAAAUGAAAAUUAUAGUUACCAUUUCUUCCUUUGAGUCACCUAUGGUGGAGAUCUUUGGGGCAUUGAUAGUUUGCUAAUCUGGAGAAAUCGUCCAAUAUUCAACUGGCUGAUACAGUUAUACAAAGAAUGCUGUCAUGCCCACAUUUUUAGCCUCUAACACUGCCUUAUAUAUAUAAGGCACUCAGCUAAGUCACUGUCCAUCUUAAGGGUGUACUGAGAAGAGCUAGAAGGUUAGGAAAGGAAUAAACAAAAUUAGAAGUCUGUAAUUACUGAUGUUCAUAUUCUUUUAGUUUGUAGUUCUGAGAAAUAGUAGCUAAUUUAGAGCAUUAUUAACAUUCAUAAAAUGCCUUAGCAACUAAGUUGUCAAAGGUCCAAGGGCUACUUUUAAUUUUCUACUUUCCACAUUAACUUCUCAUAAUGGCAUUGUUGAAAAUGAAACAUUAACUUUGAAUGUUACUUCUGGAAUUCUAUGCCUUAUGUAUUUGCAUAAAGCCCUUUGCUUUUCUUUUUAUUAAGGAGGGUCUGAUUAUAGGUUUUUCUUGUAGCUAGCUUUUAUGCCACUAUAAAAUAAAAAGGAACUAACACAUUUCAUGGGUAGCAUUGUGAUAGAGAAAGUCUGAGUUUUUAGACCAAAACAAGCCACUGUGUAGCAAAAUUGAACAAGAUGUAGCACUGGAUUCCUCCAAGUGCCUUACAAUCUGAUAUUAUGUAAAGGAAAUCUUUUUGAAAAUAGAAGUCUUAUUCUCAUGUAUAAUUAUUUGAUAAUAAAAAAACUUGAUAGAACAAA